AUACACGUUCGUUCAAGUGUGGCUCUCGCCCGCGGCCAUGGCAUCGCGGCCUGUGCGAGUGCUGGUGGACAUGGACGGCGUGCUGGCCGACUUCGAGGGCGGCCUCCUGCGGGGCUUCCGCCGCCGCUUCCCGGAGGAGCCGCACGUUCCGCUGGAGCAGCGCCAGGGCUUCCUCGCCCGCGAGCAGUACCGUGCCCUGCGGCCUGACCUGGCGGAUAAAGUGGCCAGUGUUUAUGAAGCCCCGGGCUUUUUCCUAGACUUGGACCCCAUUCCGGGGGCCCUGGAGGCCAUGAGGGAGAUGAAUGACAUGCAAAACACCGAGGUCUUCAUCUGCACCAGCCCUCUGCUGAAGUACGACCACUGCGUGGGCGAGAAGUACCGCUGGGUGGAGCGGCACCUCGGGGCCCAGUUUGUGGAGCGCAUUAUCCUGACAAGGGACAAGACGAUGGUACUGGGGGACCUGCUCAUCGAUGACAAGGACACCAUUCGAGGUUGGAGCUGUUACCUGCCUGCCUGCCUGCCCCAACUACAGAGGGAGUAUAAAACACCAGCUCAUACGCCCACUGCUUUCCUGCCCCAGGCCUGGAGCAGAUGCCACACUGGGAGCACAUCUUGUUCACCUGCUGCCAUAAUCAGCACCUGGCUCUGCCCCCCGCAAAGAGACGGCUGUUGUCCUGGAACGACAGCUGGAGGGCCAUCAUAGACAGCAAGCGGGGAGCUGUGCAGCAGGAGCAGGACGGCAGUGCACGGUACUGAAGGGAGGGCUGCAGAGCCAGGACACCCUCACAGUACUCUCAGAGAUGCCCUCCCGCACAGGCCCAGGCCCUGGUACUUCCCUAGGCUGGCAUGGCCAGCACAGAAUUACAAUGGCAGAAUCAGGCAAGAUCUUUUUAAUAA
Molecule: messenger RNA, 897 nt
Organism: Fukomys damarensis (Damara mole-rat)
Lineage: Eukaryota; Metazoa; Chordata; Mammalia; Rodentia; Bathyergidae
Gene: Nt5c
Product: 5', 3'-nucleotidase, cytosolic
Exons: 4
Coding region: 38-703 (221 amino acids)
Biological process (GO): pyrimidine deoxyribonucleotide catabolic process
Molecular function (GO): 5'-nucleotidase activity
Source: RefSeq, a predicted model, not a curated record